Molecule: messenger RNA, 621 nt
Organism: Asparagus officinalis (garden asparagus)
Lineage: Eukaryota; Viridiplantae; Streptophyta; Magnoliopsida; Asparagales; Asparagaceae
Product: signal recognition particle 54 kDa protein, chloroplastic-like
Exons: 5
Coding region: 1-621 (206 amino acids)
Biological process (GO): SRP-dependent cotranslational protein targeting to membrane
Cellular component (GO): signal recognition particle
Molecular function (GO): GTP binding; GTPase activity
Source: RefSeq, a predicted model, not a curated record
AUGGUGGAUCUAAAGAUAGAGAAAGAGGGGAGAGAAACAGAGAGAAUGGAAAAAGAAAAGGGUGAUAAGAACGAAAGAGGGGCGACAAGAACAAGAGAGGGCGACACAGAAAAGUGGUCAGAUUUCAAGAAGCAAAUCGAGUUGGCUUUGGCAGGGUUCAAAGGUGGAAAAAGAAUUCAAAUAUGGAUACCACUACGUAUACAUGUCAUAACCCAAAAUGAGCAGAUGUACAUUGUAAAUGAUGAACUUGUGAAAUUGAUGGGUGGAGAAGUGUCUGAUCUUGUAUUCACGAAGUCUGGUCCAACAGUAAUAGUACUUGCAGGCUUACAAGGUGUUGGAAAGACCACAGUUUGUGCCAAGCUUGCCUUUUACCUAAAGAAGAUGGGGAAAAGUUGCGUGUUGGUUGCUGGAGAUGUGUACAGGCCUGCAGCUAUAGACCAACUCUCAAUUUUGGGUGAAAAGAUAGGUGUGCCUGUUUAUAAAGAAGGAACUCAAGUAAAGCCUUCACAAAUUGCUAAAAAUGGUCUUGAAGAAGCCAAAAAGAAGAAAAUCGACGUUGUCAUGGUGGAUACCGCAGGAAGACUGCAGGUUCUCUUAGAAGCUGAAAUUAUAUAUUCAUAG